GGUGACAGACAGUUUUGGAGAAUCCUGUGGUCUCUCUCUCUCUAUAUCUAUCUAUCUCUCUCCUCCGGCUAUAUCUCGAAGGGAAUAAAAACCAUGGGCAGUGGUUUCAACCUUCACACUCCAAAACCAAAACCUCCAAACCUCAAAACCAGCUACACAUGUCUUACUAUUCCUCCAUUAAAUGCCUCUUUAUCUAUCCCUGGCAAUCCCAUUCUUGAAAACUACAAUCCAUCCAUCCAUCCAAAUACACAGCAAAACUUAUGCCAUUUUAGCUCGACCCAAAAAAAUUUCUGCAUUUUUAUCAUCUCAGCUCCUCAAAAAGAUAGCUUCUUUCUGUGUAAAAGUGGUGGGUCGUCGUCAAGAUUUGAUCUUUUUAUGGAGUCUGGUGGGAUGUAUUCAAGCAUGGGAUCUGGGAUGCUUGGGCUAGAAAUGUCACUCCACCAUCAAAACCCUAACCACAUUCAGCAACAGCAGCAGUCCAUGGUGGCGUUUGACCACCACCACCAUCACCAGAGUCAACCUGCUGCAAAACCAGGAGUUUAUGGCUAUGGCGGUAAGCCGAAAGCUCAGGGGUUAACUCUGAGUGAUGAAGAUGAGCCUGCCGGGGGGCCCACUGCCGAUCAGAGCAGUGCUGAAGAUGGGAAGAGGAAGAUGUCGCCAUGGCAGAGGAUGAAAUGGACGGAUGAUAUGGUGAAGCUGCUGAUCAUGGUGGUGUAUUAUAUUGGGGAUGAAGGCGUGCCUGACGGCGGGGCUAACGAGAAGAAGGGCGGCCAUGGCGGCGGCGUUUUGCAGAAGAAAGGGAAAUGGAAAUCGGUUUCCCGGGCGAUGAUGGAGCGAGGAUUCUCCGUUUCCCCCCAGCAAUGCGAGGAUAAAUUCAACGAUUUGAACAAGCGAUACAAAAGGGUGAAUGAUAUUCUCGGAAAAGGGACUGCCUGUCGCGUCGUGGAGAAUCAAAGCUUGCUUGAAUCCAUGGAUUUAUCGCCUAAGAUGAAGGAGGAAGUCAAGAAAUUACUAAAUUCCAAGCACUUAUUCUUCCGAGAAAUGUGCGCCUAUCACAACAGCUGCAGCCACGGCGGCGCCACCGCCGGAACCGCCGCAGACGGUUCCUCGGAGCCGCCUGCUCCUCAACAAAACUGCUUGCAUUCCAACGAGAGUGCAAGAAUCGAGUCUAAUUUAGCCGUUAAAGCCCCGGAAGAAGGCUGCGAAAGCGACCAAGAAGAAUCCGACUCUGACGAAGAAGAUGACGAUCACGGCGUGGAGGAGGAAGAAGAACAAGGAUCAAGAAAGCGACAGAAAAAAACGGGAUCAUUUUCGCCAAUGCUUCAGCAACUAAGCACAGAACUAACAAAUCUAUGCCAAGACGGCACCCGAAGCCCCCUGGAAAAGCGGCACUGGAUAAGAGCAAGAAUGAUGCAGCUUGAAGAACAGCAAAUCGGAUUCGAUUCCCAGAAACUGGAGCUCGCGAAGCAGCGGCUUAAAUGGGAGAAAUACAGCAGCAAAAAGGAGAGGGAGAUGGAGAAGGAGAAGCUCACAAAUGAACGGAAGCGAUUGGAGAAUGACAGAAUGGUCAUUCUGCUUCAGCAGAAAGAGUUAGAGCUUCUUGAUCAUCUUCAUCACCAAAGAACCACUGACCCAUCCCACUCUGUUACAGGAUAGAACCCAUGUAAAAAAAACACAUAACAUAGGAUCAUCAACUGUCUUGUUUCUGUAACAUCAUACAAUAAUUUCAUUUACAUCUCUGUUUUAC
Ipomoea nil (Japanese morning glory) is the source of this 1747-nucleotide messenger RNA. RefSeq names its product lateral signaling target protein 2 homolog. The transcript has a single exon. Bases 94 to 1656 code for a protein of 520 amino acids. The record is from RefSeq and is a predicted model, not a curated record. NCBI's taxonomy places the organism in Eukaryota, Viridiplantae, Streptophyta, Magnoliopsida, Solanales, Convolvulaceae.